AUGCUGAAAGAGGUGGUGCGCAUCGGUAUCGACAACCACUACAUCAACAUAAGUCCCGUAGAAAUCGAGCAGUUCCUACUGACCCACCCGUCCAUCGCUGAGGUGGCGGUGGUGGGGGUUAACAACAAGUCGGGCACUCAUUGGCCCCGGGCUUACGUGAUACUCAAACCCGGUGUCACCGGUAUUACGGCCGAGGGUAUCGAGAAGUUUGUGUUUGACACGUUGGCGUACACUAAGCGCCUGAAGGGUGGGGUAGUGUUUGUGGACCGCAUCCAGAGGACAGCCAUCGGGAAAGUCGACCGAAAAUACUAUAGAAAUCUCGUGAAAGACGAAGUA
Molecule: messenger RNA, 336 nt
Organism: Oppiella nova
Lineage: Eukaryota; Metazoa; Arthropoda; Arachnida; Sarcoptiformes; Oppiidae
Source: the annotation of a GenBank genome assembly